This is a messenger RNA of Opisthorchis viverrini, 2487 nucleotides long. RefSeq lists its product as hypothetical. The record is from RefSeq and is a predicted model, not a curated record. The transcript has 15 exons. The coding region runs from base 1 to 2487 and encodes 828 amino acids. NCBI's taxonomy places the organism in Eukaryota, Metazoa, Platyhelminthes, Trematoda, Opisthorchiida, Opisthorchiidae.
AUGGUAUCCGGGAGAAAUAACUCACCCUCGAUCGAUAAACUGAUCACACUGCACAGGUUGCGCUGGCUUGUUCACGUGCUGCGUAUUCGACCGACUUCCUCGAAGGGCUCUUUCCGCACAACUACGUUAAGGGUGGAAGAGAGCCAGAGGCGGUCAAACAAUGGCUUGGCAGCGAAGUAUAAAAGCCAUUAUCAGCAAACUCAGCCGUGCUGGUCAUUGUCUUUGAUGGAGACCCCGGGGCGGCCUAUAUCAAUGGCUAGAGACAUUGUCAGACAUGACCCAGUCGUGCCAUCAAUGCGCUGCUCCCUUCCCAACCCCCACCUAAUACUCUACCUACAGUGCUGUAUUUACGCACUAAUUUAUCAGCUCCCGCCUCCAAUGCGCAGCUACCUACCCCACCUCCCCGAAUCAUCGGUGAACGAAACUGAGGCAGCUACAAUCACUCUACGACAAGUUCUGGACUGGCUAGAGACAAGAUUACUUCUCAGGUCAGGAAGGCCAGUGCAGCUUUUGCUAACCUUUGACGCCUAUAGCACCGACAUGGCGGUCGACACUGCGAUGAAUUCGUCACACACUACACUAGAGGAACUAGUGGAACGAUAUAUUCACGACCCGAAGAACAAACAGGCAUUUUAUAAUAUUGAAAGGUGGAUGCACACCAACCUGAAAAAGGACAAUGCCGAGUCAAUACUGGUUAGUCUGAAGAAGUUUUUCUCCGCGUUUUUCGUGAGAAAUGAUUUUGUUGCAAAUUACCUCCAUGCGCAUAGCCUAAUUACAUGGAUUUACAAUGGAAAUGGUAAAAUAACAGCACCCCUCGAAAGCCAGGAUCUCUCAGAUGAACAAGUUCUGCAAACCAUCAUUAACAAUUAUGAACUUGAAGACUUUGUGGAGUUGUUGAGCCCAACAGCUACACAGAAUGUUAAAAUUGAAUCGGAUAAAUUAGAAGCGGGCCUGAAAAAGAAGAUCCAGUCAUCCUCCAAGAAAAGCAAAAAACUUAUCCAGAAAUCUCUGUUGAUGUCGAAGAAGAAGAAGAGCGUUAAAGAUGAAUUGUUCGACUAUCUUCGACCACAGAUAUCACAGUCGGGAAAGGCUUCACAGGAAACCGCCGUUACGGGUUACGCGAAAUGUGCUGAGACACCGAGACCCAAAAGAACAACGCUUGCUGUGUCACCAAUCGGAGAUUUGCAUCCAAGUAAUGACGAGCCCCCACCGGAUAAGAACUCAUCGCUGGAAAAUGGAAGUAAAGAUUCAGAUGUCACAGUAGACCAAGUUCAGUUGGUUCAAACUGAUGAGUCAGAGGUCGUGGGUCUUUCGGAGUCUCAACCGGCAACUGCGAAUAGUUCAGGACGCGUAACUCGACAAUCAAGGUUAAAAACACCUGGUUCACAAGGCUCAUCUAUCGGUCGUAAUGAAGUUCGACGAUCUUCAAGUAGGCGGCAAGAUUCUUCAACCUGCAAGGUAGAAUCCAUGGUUGGUAAGAGUCAACAUGUGCGCUUGGAGACUCCCUCAACUCGUUCAGCGAAGAGUCAUAAUGUGACUGAGCGGCCCAAUCAAGUCAACGGCAUUACUGAACUUACUUGCAAAAAUGCAGACGAGACCCAACUUGGCUGCAUUGAUACUAUAACCGCGGAUGAUCAAUUACAGCAUUGUGAACAAUCAACACCUGUUCUGGAGACAACACCAGUCGUCCAACACAGUGGGUCGAGAAUCAUUCAUUCAACUACAGGGGACCCCACACUUGGAAAGCGCAAAUCGACCGUUAGACGUCGAGAUCUCUUAGAUGGGACACGUACGUUUAAUACUUCAAAUGUUGCCGAUUUCUUGACUUGCCUCCAGUAUGCAGAGACGCAAAAAUCUCCAGUCACGACGCCGAUUAAGCGCCUCUCAAACACUGCGCAUAUUGCAGUCUCACCCGCAGUAGGCAAUGGAAACUCGUCAGAAAAACUUGAGCUCCCGUUUACGAGUGGAAAUUCCAUUCCAGAUCCAACUCCCUCUAUAUAUGGUGCUCCACAUGAUACAAGGGCAGUGGCCACUGGUUCUGUUGAUUCGGUACAGUAUAAUGAUACCAAGAAACUUCUGAGUGCAGUGCCGCUGGUUUCACGAAGGCGUAUAAAGACCCCACAAUCGGAUAGUAAACUCGUACUUCGGAGAACUUCAUCAGCACAACGGAAGGCCUUGCGCAGUCGCGACUCCAUCUCAGCUUCAACAUGCACACAACCUACUGCUAGUCGGGUUAAAGGAAAGUGUCUGAAGGAAGAAACAGGCAUUCCCCCGAGCAAGGCCCCAGAAACCGUGGGCCUGGUUGGAUUGGAAGAUGGACGAAAACUAACGGUCACUGCAGCCAAGACAGAUCCAACUCGAAAAAGGCGUACAAGAACUCCCCAAUCAACCGAUGCCUGUCCAAGUUCCAGUGUAUCCUCUCUGAAGAAGAAAAGAUUCUCUGUUAGAUGUCGAAGCGGUGACCCAGGUACGGAAGGAAAUAUCUAG